Lolium perenne is the source of this 487-nucleotide messenger RNA. RefSeq lists its product as uncharacterized. The record is from RefSeq and is a predicted model, not a curated record. Lineage: Eukaryota; Viridiplantae; Streptophyta; Magnoliopsida; Poales; Poaceae.
GGCGGCGAUGGAUGAGCUGGGCAAGGCCGGCGCGAAGAAGGCCGAGAUGUGGCCGUGGUGGGCGGGAGCGAGUGCCGCGCAGCUAACUGCCGGGCUGGUUUGGUUCCGGCGAGGCAAGGGCGGCGGGGACAUGACGAUGCCGUUCAGGGCGUUCGCCAUCGCCACCCUCAUCGUCGGCGCCGGCGCCACCGCGGUGACCGCCGGAGUGUCCGCGGCGGGCGUCGGAUCGGUGGCGGAGAUGAAGGACUUGGGCGCGAGAAUCAGGAGGUGGAGCAGAGUUCCUCCUCGACGGGUCCAGGGAGGAGAGUAGUAGCUCCAUGGAUUUGGUCAGGAAGCUACUAGAACAGCAGGAGCUUGCAACGCAGGAGUUCCAUUGCUCGGAUGUACUAGUGAAAUGGAGCGGCAGAGUUGUAUUUUGAUCUCAGAGACUACUCCCCAUUUGGGAGAUGCAAUGCAGAGCAAUAAUCGCAUAUGUACUUUGUAACUU